AUGGAACAGAAAGCCCUGCUGAGAACCACUGGAGGUCUCGCCUUCCAAGGAAUCCAAGGUAGCAGGAGAGGCCCUGUGGGGAAGGAAGCAAAGCUGGGGUGGGGAUGGGGGUGAAAGAGGCAGCUCCCCUCCCCUGCUCAGAGUUGCUUGGAGACCCUUUACCACCAGCUAUAAUUCCCAGAGUUCCGUAGCAACAAGAACAGAUUGUUAAACUGCACUUGGGGAUGUCUUCUAGCCUCUCAGCACCUUUUACAAGCUACGGUUCCCAGGAUUCUGUGGAGGAAGCCAGGACUCUAAAGUGGGAUGAUUGUGCUUUGUAGAUACAGUGCGGACGGGGCCUGGGGAUGUCUCUUGUCUUUCUCCUUGGAAUGGCUUUUUAUUGGGUUUUAUAAACAAGUAUCAUAGGAGUAAUAAAGGAUACAAAUAAAUAGACCAAGUCUUCUCUUGUCAUCUGUACAAAAAUAGCACAAUAAGUUUGCGAUAAUCCCUUCAACAUAUGGUUCAUUAUUAGUGGUCAGUGUGUGAGUUCUUGGUUCAUGAAUUGGUGUAAGCAAAAGCAGAAAAAGGGAAACAGUGUAGAGCAGAGUUAACAGGUAACAGUCCACAUUGCCUGGGGAAGAGUCAUUUUCCCUCUUAUGUUGUCAAUGAAAUGCUAUAAAGUGUUGGACUCUUGAUGAGGGUGGUGUUUAGAUUUUACUUUAGAUCAACCAGAUGGAGUCUGAUCCUGAUGUGGGCGGGGUGUGUUUCUGGAGACUUUUCUUCCGACAUAACGAAAAAAGGAGGGGACCUCACCCCAGUAGUCUGUCUCGGUAGGAACUUUGGAGAUUCCAAGUGCUAGAAAACGAGUCAGAAGCAGGAAAGAAAUGGGAGUGGGAAGGAGAGCAGCCCUUGAGGACCACAAUUUAGCACACACACCCUCUAGCCUGGUGGACAAAUUGCACUGGGUCAGUCACAGCUCUGACUUCAUUCGUUGACUGGAAACACAGAAAGGCGGGAGGAACUAGGCUCUUUCAUCUCACAGAAAACCCUUCAGCUGCCUGCAUUGUAAGUUUUCUUUUCGGAGGUUUAGAGUCUUACCAUACUUCUCAUUCUUCCCUUUUUUUUGUUUUUUGUUUUUUGUUAAAACCAGGGUAAGGGCUGUGGUGCAGUCCAGCCCUGGAUCCUAGCAAGAUUCGAUAUUAAAACAAAGUACAGUGGUACCUUGGGUUAAGUACUUAAUUUGUUCCGGAGGUCUGUUCUUAACCUGAAACUGUUCUUAACCUGAAGCACCACUUUAGCUAAUGGGGCCUCCUGCUGCUUCCGCGCCACCGGAGCACGAUUUCUGUUCUCAUCCUGAAGCAAAGUUCUUAACCUGAAGCACUAUUUCUGGGUUAGCAGAGUUUGUAACCUGAAGCGUAUGUAACCUGAGUUACCACUGUACCGUAUUUUUCCAUCUAUAAGAUGCCCCCAAGUAUAAGACGCCCCCUAUUUUUGGGGACUCAUAUUUAAUAAAAUGGAGGGAAUAUGUAUCUGUGUAUAAGAUGCCCCCAAAUUUUUGACAUUAUUUUUUAGGGGGAAAACCUAGUCUUAUACACGGAAAAAUACAGUAUUUCCUUUUGUAGGAUUUGCUAGCAACUCUAAUAAGGACAGACAGAACUUGGCAGAAGACCAAGGGGUUCCUUCCAAACUCUUGGAGAAGUGGCACCUUGAGAUGUUGGAAUAUGUGGAAUUCGCAGGAAUGACCAGUAGAAUAAGAAAUCAAGAUGAAAUAAAGGUUUAAGGAGGACACGAUAAUAUGUAUAUAUAGAUUACAUGAAAAACUAUAAUAAACAAUUAUAACAAUUAACUAGCAGGUUGCUAGUAACUUCAGCAGUGUAAGUAAGAACAGGAGAUAAAGAGUAAAAGAGAAAGGAUUGGAAAACUAAGAUGUGGGAGGGAGUGGAUUAUAAAAUGAGCCAUGGAAGGAGAGGAAGGGAAGUCCAAUAAUGUUUGUAUCUUUGAAAGUAAUAGAAGAAGUUACAGUUUUGAAAUGCAAAUAAAUAAAAUAUGGGGGGGAGAGUGUUGGUUAUUUUGCAGAUUAGUUGGGCUGCAGAAGGCGUGAUGGGGAGACCACACAUUCAAGAAACGCAAAAGUAUCUUUCGCUUGGUUUAAGAACAAAAACAAAAACUCCUUUUACACUAAAUUACAUUAUAUCAGUAAGUACAACCCAUCCACCAGGGUACUGAGAGAGCCACAUGCUGCUCUUUAUAUACCAUACCCAACAACUUAAUUAACACAACUUAACAACACCUGCUAUUCUGCUUUACAGCUGUAAAACUAGGUCGUGUUAUUUGCUCUGGCCUUUAAAGAAAUACACAUCUUGUGAAACAAUAAUGAACCUUAUAUUUAAAGAAACCAUUCAACAGGGAGAAGCGGGGAUGGGCGGGAGAGCGGGCUUUAGCAUGUUUGUGUUUUGCAGGGUUUUUGGAAAUGAGGCCCCUGUACUUAUGUGCCUGCCCCCUCAUGUUUUUAUAACAUUUCUGACUAGCAACUGUUGGAAAGCUGUUGUUUGGUUGCUCGGAUCCUGCCUGGCCACUGUGAGAACACGAUGCGGAGCUCGAGGAGCCACUCAGAACAGAACAUGAGCCAAGGGCUCUUCUGGGCCUGAUCCCGCAGGUGGUUCUUAUGUUCUUGCAAUUCAUGGAGGCAGCAAUGCUUCUGGAUCCCAGAUGCUGGGAAGCGCAGGUGAAGAGCUCGGAUCCUGCUCCGGGUUUUCGCAUAAGAGGCAUCAGGUGGGGCCCUUCUGCCUCCAGGUCUCUCCCCUAGUUUUAGGGGACGAGGCAGGCACUCCUUUCCCGGAGCAAGUCCGAGCUUCGCUCCAGAAAUUCCUCGGUUGCGCAACCUUGCGCUUCCGGGGAGGCUACAAAGUCUGUUUUCUCCUCCCGCUGAUGCGCUUCCCUUGCUGCGCUCAGUGCGCAACGGCUGCCAUCCCGAAAGCAGCACCGGCCCCGUCUGCGCGCAUCCAGCUGGAAAGACCGUCGGACAGAGAGGUGCUGGGGACUCGACAGGGGGGGGGGCGCUUUGCUGGAAGUUGGCCCCUUUGUUUGAUAUGGGGGGGGGGCAUUUAUUUUUAUUUUUUAAAAGUUGCGCAGGGGUCUCACUCCCGUUAUUUGGGGAGCGCGGCUUAUUUAUCCCCCCCCCUCUCUUCAAGGCACCGGGCGGAGAAGGCGGCUCCCCUCCAUCUCCCUAGCUCUGUGCCUGACCAAGGGGGGGGGGUUGGGGGGGGUUCCGGGGCUGCUGCAAACGGCUUCGAAACCACCUCGCUGCAGGAAGUAAAAACUUCCUUGAGUCAAAGGGGUUUUCCAGGAUCUGGACUCUGCCCUUCCUCCGCUAGCGCGCUCUGGACAGGGGCCAGGUCUUCGCCCGGGGAGCGAAGAGGAAUCGAAGCCGGGCAGCCGAAGAGAGGCGCAUCCGGCCCCCAUUUAAGCCCCAAGGGAGCAGUCUGCGGGAGGGGGGGUCUGCCCAUGGGUGUAGCCGGGGGGGGCAGCUGCCCCCCAUCAAGUAAAUCCAUAAAAAUACUGUACUGUACUUAGCUAACUGAGGUUCUGCACCCCCUAACAUAAAGCCUGCCCUCCAGCAUAAAUCGUGGCUACGUUCAUGGGUCUGCCCCCCAACAUUUGAAGCUGAGCGCCGCUUCCUUCACACCUCCAUCACCUUUGCGCUGCAAAAUUCUCCUUGCUUAUCGCCCCCACCCCAACUACUUAUUCCCCCCUCCUCCUCCUUCAUGAAUUUGCCCAAUCCUCUUUCAAGCCAUCCAGGUUGGUGGCCAUCUCUGCCUCCUGUGGCAGGGAGUUCCACAGUUCCAUUGCACAGGAGGACUCUAUUUGAUUUGCCCUGAAUCUUCCCACACUUGGCUUCCUGGGAUGUCCUCACUGAGUCCCAGUGUUAGGAGAGGGAGGGAGACCCCUCUCUCUCCUCUUUCAGGCUCCCUCCAGGCAGACCCUGCCCUCUUCUCCUCCCUGACCCCCCCCCCAAUUGUCUCUCUUCUCCCCCCCUCCAGGUGCAUCUUGUGCUUCCCAAGGAGGCGUCAUGGCCAGCAGCAGCAGCAUCGUGAAUGUGUCCGGGGCGGAGGGCGCAGAGAAGACGGUGAUCCACGUCAACAUCACCCAGGAGUCCUCCCUCGGGUCCCUCCUCAAGGCCCUAGCAGCCUGGAGGCAGACCCCCAAGCCUCGCCCCAAGCCUCACCCCCAGGGCCCCUCUGCCCCUCCGAAAAAGGCUGGGUGCAAUGCGGAGCAGAAAGUGCUGGGGGUAAGGGCCAGCUGUGGGGUGGGUGGGGGGAAGGAGGGGAGGGGCCCCAGGCUGUGAGGAUGAGCAGGAAAGAGAGAAGGGUCUCUCAAGGGCCACAUAGUCCACACCCCCACCCCCACCCCGUGAUGCAGGAAGGGGGCAGCUGAGCCUGAAGUGAAGGUGGGAAGUCUGCAAGUGGAGAUCAGCAAAAUCCCUCUCUUGCAGGAAGUUGCUGCCCUGAGGCCAGAAGGGAGGCAGCUCUGGGGCUUGGGAAGCAUUUUCAGAGCUGGAGGGAGUGGGACACAUGCACACUGCUGGAGAAGAUGAUAAUAAUAAUAAUAAUAAUAAUAAUAAUAAUAAUAAUAAUAAAUAAUAAAUAAUUUUUAAAAAAUUAUUUAUACGCUGCCCUCCCCGGUCAGAGCCGGGCUCAGGGCGACUAACACCAAUAAAAUAAAAUCACAGUAAAACAUAAUAGGGGGGAAAGAGAGGGAGAAAAAAACCAAACCAAUUUAAAAUAUAGGUUAAAAUGCAAUUUAAAAUGCAGCCUCAUUUUACAAUAGCUGAUAAAUCAAGACCAUAAGGGGAGGGAAACAUAAGGGUCAGAAUGAGUCCAAACCAAAGGCCAGGCGGAACAGCUCUGUCUUGCAGGCCCUGAGGAAAGAUGUCAAGUCCUGCAGGGCCCUAGUCCCUUGAGUGCCUGAGUGCUGGCUGCAUGGAACUCUGUGCAUGCCCAGAGACAGCCCCUCCUGGCGUGGCAGCUCUGAGAGGGACUUGAGUUGCUCUGUGGGGGUUGACUUGUGGGGCGGAGCAUGUGCUGGACCCUGUCCCUCAUUUGUCAGCCAGUCUCGUUUCUCUUGCUUUGCAGGGGACACAGAUCCUGCUUGGACUGCUCACCAUCGCCAUUGGGUGUGUCCUGAGCCUUGGACAAGGGUCUGACUAUUAUAGCUAUUGGAUAUUCCGACCACUCUGGAAUGGAGCUCCUUUCUGGUCGGGGGGCGUGGUGAGUCCUGUGGGACUGAGAGGAGGUGCCGCUCCUCUGGAAGGGUGGGGCGGAGGUCCCCUUGGAGGCAUCUGUUGGCCCUAAAAGAGCCUGCCUGGAGAAAAGGCGAGGGAGAGACAGGACUUUGUCAAAUGAUGCACAGCCCGGAGAAAGGGAACAGAGGAAGCUUUUCUCCCUCCUAAUGCGAGAAGUGGAGGCUGAAUGUUGGAAGAUUCAGGACAGAUCGAAGAAAGUCUUUCUCCACACAGCAAGUGAAGUUAAACUAUGCCACUUACUCAGUAGGCAGCGAUGGGCCCCAUCUUGGACGGCUUUCAGUGGUGAUGGACACAUCCAUUGAGGAGGAGAGGACUAUGGAUGACGAUGAGCUGAGAUGGCUCUGCUCUGCCUCCACCGUUCUGAAGACCAAUCCUCUUUUAUGGCCAUCCCAGUUGGUGGCCGUCGCUGCCUCCAGUGGCAGGGAGUUCCAUCAUUGAACUCUGCUCUGCCUGAAGGAUUUUUUUUUAUCUGUCCUGAAUCUUCCAAGCUUCCUUGGAGGGCCAGGAGUUCUGGUGCCACAAGAGAGGGGACAAGUCCUUUUCUCUGUCCUCUUCCUCCACGCCAUCAUAAAUGUUCAUAAACGUCUACCACGUCACUUUUCUCUAAUCUUAAAAGCCCCCAAUGCUGCUGCCUUUCCUCACUGGGGAGUCACUCCACCUGCCUGGAAGUUUGGGCUGCCUUUACCUGAGCAGCCCAGGCAACAGGUCCAGCCCACUUCUCCCGGGCUCAGGUGAGAGGCCAGGUGUUGUGUUUGCGGCCAUGGGGGUGUGUGGGGGUGUCAUUCUGGGCUGCGGAGCCAUUGCAGGUGAAGGAGCACACCUGGCGUUGGACAGAGAGCAACCUCAAGGCCUCAGAAUGGCGGUCACUGGGGAAGGUGGGCAGGAGAGGAGGGGAUGCCUGAUUCUUCCCAGUUCCUCAUUGGCAAGAAAGGGCAGGAAGCAGAUGGUUUGGGCCGAUGGAAAUAUCGCAGAAUCCUAGAGAUAUCAUCAUCAUCAUUAUUAUUAUUUAUUAUAUAUUGAUUUAUAUCCCCACCUGUCGGGACUCAAGGCGGCUCACAGCUGAAAAUGAGAAUGGCUAAAAACAGAGAAAAAGCAAUGACUAGAAAACAAUCAAACUUUGAUAGAAUAAAACUGUAUACAUAUAUGAAAUCUAUUUAAGCCAAUAAGGACCCUGGGGGUCAUCUCUGUGGACCCCUGACCUUGGUGUUUCUCCCCAGCUCUUCGUGGCCGGUGUCCUCUCCAUUGUGGGCGACAGACGUGGCGGCCGCUGGGUAAGUGAGUGGGGUGGGGGCUGCUCUUCCAUUGCAGGCAGGGGAGGGGGCUGCUGGGCCUGGGGCUGCUGCCCCCUUCCUCACGGCUGGGCCUCACUCUCCCUUCCCAGGUCCACCUGGCCACCUUUUCCCACCUGGCCAGCGUUGUCGCCUGCUCCGUGGCCCUGGCAGUCGGUGAGGCAGACUUGCCCAGCCUCAAGUACGAUUCCUACUACUCUGAGGAAUUGUGCAGGAACACCCAGUACAGGGACCGCUAUGACCAGCCAUGGGAGCCAACCGCCCUCAUCCCUGCGGACAAUGGCAGGGUCCAGCGGUGUGAGGAGAUGAUCCAGAAUCUCUGGGUGAGUUGUCUGGCUCAUGGUGAGGGGUAGACAGUGUGGCUUAGUGGUCAGAGUGCCACACUGGGACCUGCGAGAGAGCAGGGUUCAAGUCUUCCCUCUCGCUGCCGUGACCUGGGGCCAGUCGCUGCCUUCCCUCUGCCUCUCCUCCCUUCCUCGCAGGGCUGUUGGGGGGACUGAAUGGGGAGGGGGAGAAGAAGAGGAGGUGGGAUAAAAAGGCAGUGAGUCUGUGCAUCCAAGUAGCCGUGAGGAGCAUGGACACUGAAGUGAGGAGGGGAGAAUCUACUGGAUUCCUGGCAUGAUGGAUCUCCUGUUUCCAGACCUUGGUUGCAAUCCAUGCAAUGGGUGAGCUGCUCCCUGGGGGUGGGGGUGGCGUCACCCCUCUAGACCCCAAGGGAGCAGUUGCUGUUGUGGGGAGGGGGGAAUGUUGCCAUGCUUCAUCCUCACUCGUCUCUCUGCUUCCUCACACCCAUCCAGAAAAUUGCUGCUGGACUCAGGAUCCUGCUGUUAGUCCUUUGCAUUGGGGCUCUGCUGAUCGCCGUCUUCUGCCUGGGCAACGGCCUCCGCCGGCUCUGUUGCUCCUUCCUGGUACUUGCACUGGGGGGGGGGGCAGUGGGUGGGAGAGAGGAGUGCUGGGCCCAAACAGACAGGACCUGAUCCGUGACGCUCUUGGUGCUCGAUUGUGGGGAGAGGUCCAAAGUACUGUAGAAGUAUUGGUAGACUCUCCUUCCUGGGAGGUUAAUAAUAAUAAUAAUAAUAAUAAAUUUAUUUGUACCCCGCCCAUCUAGCUGGGUCUCCCCAGCCACCCUGGGUGGCGUCCAACAAAUUAUUAAAAUACAGUGGUCUGUUAGACAUUAAAAGUUUUCCUAAACAGGGCUGCCUUCAGAUGUCUUCUAAAAGUCUGGUAGUUGUUCUUCUCUUUGACAUCUGGUGGGAGGGUGUUCCACAAGGCGGGAGCCACCACUGAGAAGGCCGUCUGCCUGGUUCCCUGUAACUUGGCUUCUCGCAGGGAGGGAACCGUGAGAAGGCCCUCGGAGCUGGACCUCAGUGUCUGGGCAGAACGAUGGGGUGGAGAUGCUCCUUCAGCAGAGGGUGGGGGCCCCCUGCCAGGGAUCCUUCAGCUGUGAUCCCUGCAUUGCAGGGGGGGGGAUGACUGGAUGGCCCACAGGGCCCCUUCCAACUCAGCCCUGCCCCCCAAAUUGUUUAGGGCCCUCAAAACCUGUGCCUGGCUGUGGGCAGGUGGGGGCGCUCCCUGCCCUCCAUCCCAGCCCCCAGCCGCUGUGCUCUGCUUGGCACCAGCUGCAGCUUCUGGGCAGCUUUGGGGUAUCAGGAACUGCAGGAGCCCGACUGGGAUGUGUCCAGCGCAUGGCCUGGCCCUUCUGCCAUGGCUGACCUACAGCUGACCAGGGUCUUAAAAGGUCCCCGCUCAUCUCACUUUCUCUGCAUGUAGAUACUUGUGAGAAGGCACCUUGGCAAACGCUUUCAACUUGUUUAGCAGAGCUGCUGGGAAGCAGCGAAACGGCAACCUGAGUUAGUUUAGAGAUGAAAACACUCAGUGUCAGUCUUUUCCUCAAACUGCCCUUUCUCCCACCUUCCAGGGUCGCUGUGAGAACUACAGCCCCCUUGAGGACCCUGAAGUGCCCCCUCCGUAUGAGGAGCCGGCCAAGGAGGAGAACGCCGCCUGA
Molecule: messenger RNA, 8575 nt
Organism: Podarcis lilfordi (Lilford's wall lizard)
Lineage: Eukaryota; Metazoa; Chordata; Lepidosauria; Squamata; Lacertidae
Source: the annotation of a GenBank genome assembly